This is a messenger RNA of Apaloderma vittatum (bar-tailed trogon), 1844 nucleotides long. RefSeq names its product receptor tyrosine-protein kinase erbB-4-like. The record is from RefSeq and is a predicted model, not a curated record. The transcript is spliced from 9 exons. NCBI's taxonomy places the organism in Eukaryota, Metazoa, Chordata, Aves, Trogoniformes, Trogonidae. Gene Ontology annotation, cellular component: basal plasma membrane; signaling receptor complex. Gene Ontology annotation, biological process: cell surface receptor protein tyrosine kinase signaling pathway; positive regulation of kinase activity; multicellular organism development. The coding region runs from base 1 to 1461 and encodes 486 amino acids. Gene Ontology annotation, molecular function: ATP binding; epidermal growth factor receptor binding; transmembrane receptor protein tyrosine kinase activity.
AUGGAUGGUGGCUUACUCAUACACAUUGUCCUCCUGGGAAUGAUGUACCUGGAAGAGAGGAGGCUUGUCCACCGGGACUUGGCAGCCCGUAAUGUCUUGGUGAAAUCACCAAACCAUGUGAAGAUCACUGACUUUGGCUUGGCCAGGCUUUUGGAAGGGGAUGAAAAGGAAUAUAAUGCUGAUGGAGGGAAGGUNNNNAUUAAGUGGAUGGCUCUGGAGUGCAUUCACUACAGAAAAUUUACCCAUCAGAGUGAUGUCUGGAGCUAUGGAGUCACUAUCUGGGAGCUUAUGACCUUUGGUGGGAAGCCGUACGAUGGAAUCCCAACUCGAGAGAUCCCCGACCUCUUGGAGAAGGGAGAGCGACUGCCCCAACCUCCCAUCUGCACUAUUGAUGUUUAUAUGGUGAUGGUGAAGUGCUGGAUGAUUGAUGCUGACAGUCGGCCAAAAUUCAAGGAGCUGGCUGCUGAAUUCUCUAGAAUGGCUCGAGACCCUCAGAGAUACCUUGUAAUUCAGGGAGAUGAUCGUAUGAAGCUCCCAAGCCCAAAUGACAGCAAGUUCUUUCAAAACCUUCUUGAUGAGGAAGACCUAGAAGAUAUGAUGGAUGCUGAAGAGUAUCUUGUUCCUCAAGCCUUCAACAUCCCUCCUCCCAUCUACACCUCCAGGACAAGAAUUGAUUCCAACAGGAGUGAAAUUGGACACAGCCCUCCUCCUGCCUACACCCCUAUGUCAGGAAACCAGUUUGUGUAUAGGGAUGGUGGCUACACUACGGAAGUGCCAAUGCCGUACAGAGCUCCUGGCUGCAUAAUACCAGAAGCCCCAGUUGCUCAAGGGGCCACAGCAGAGAUCUUUGAAGAUACUUGCUGCAACGGCACGCUACGAAAACAAGUGGCAACCCUAGCAAAAGAGGACAGCAGCACCCAGAGGUACAGCGCUGAUCCCACCGUCUUCAUACCUGAGCGGGUCAUCCGGGGAGAGCUGGAUGAAGAUGGGUACAUGACACCGAUGAGAGACAAACCUAAAACAGAUUACUUAAACCCAGUGGAAGAGAACCCAUUUGUUUCCCGACGGAAGAACGGAGAUCUCCAAGCUGUGGACAACCCAGAGUAUCACAACGCUCCGAACGGGCAACCCAAAGCGGAGGAUGAGUACGUGAACGAGCCAUUGUACCUCAACACUUUUGCAAACACCUUGGAAAAUGCUGAGUACCUGAAGAACAAUUUGCCAGAGAAAGCCAAGAAGGCCUUUGACAACCCAGACUACUGGAACCACAGCCUGCCCCCGCGAAGCACCCUCCAGCACCCAGACUACCUGCAAGAGUACAGCACAAAAUACUUUUACAAACAGAAUGGACGGAUCCGGCCCAUUGUGGCAGAGAAUCCUGAAUACCUCUCCGAGUUCUCCCUGAAGCCUGGCACUGUGCUGCCCCCGCCACCCUACAGACACCGAAAUACAGUGGUGUAGCGACUGCGGUCUUACAGAAGUGGAAAGGCAACUCCUUCUAGCUGCCUCACUCUUUCUCUCUCACUCUCCUUUUCUCUCUCUCCCCUCCCAGCCUCUCUCCCUCCCUCCUUCCCUCCCUUUCUUUCUCCCAUGAGCUUCCUCUUCUUGCCAGUUCACUCAUUUUUGAUAUUUCUAAGUGAAAGGAAGUCUUGGAGUUGUUUGCAGAUUGGUUGGGAACCUGGAAGGAAAGAAGGAAGGAAAGAGACUGAAAGAAGGCGUGUACAACCUGGCGUUUCUCACACUCCACAGAUCUGGAGGGUCGGACAGUCAGAGAAGCCAGACGGUGCCAGGGAAGGCGCAUGGCAGUGCUGCCUGCUGUCGGGCAAGUUCUCAGUGAUUCAAAC